This is a messenger RNA of Arabidopsis thaliana (thale cress), 3580 nucleotides long. Its product is annotated as S-locus lectin protein kinase family protein. Gene Ontology annotation, molecular function: protein serine kinase activity; protein serine/threonine kinase activity; ATP binding. The transcript is spliced from 6 exons. Gene Ontology annotation, biological process: recognition of pollen. The coding region runs from base 578 to 2824 and encodes 748 amino acids. The record is from RefSeq and is marked reviewed. NCBI's taxonomy places the organism in Eukaryota, Viridiplantae, Streptophyta, Magnoliopsida, Brassicales, Brassicaceae. Gene Ontology annotation, cellular component: plasma membrane.
CUUCGUUUAGGCAUUUCAUGUGAUACAUUGUGUGCUUGCCUCAACAAAUUCCAAAUUAGCUACCCACAAAAAGAUUUGCGACCUAAUCCAAUCUAGAACGGCAUGACAUAAACAAAUUCAACUCAAAUUCCUCAAACUUUAACGACGGCAAAACACCAAGUGGGCUGUGAAACACGCGUUCGUUUGUAUCACCAAGAAUGAGAACAGAAAAAAGUAAUAUUUGUUUUCAAAUGCUAUAAUCUGCAAAUAAAACAAGUGUACUCGAAAUGUAUAAACAAUGACCCCAUUGAAAUCGCACUAAGGCAAGUAGUCCUCUCGCUUUCAAUCGUUUCCUCUGCAUUUAAAGAAAAGUCAAGAUUGGUGGUUUAUUCCACUCUCACUGCUAAUUGGUGGGCUAUUCAAUGAAUCCACCUAAUAACAUUAUUACUCACACCAAAAACAAAUCUUCGUUGAAACAUAAAACUUUUACAUCAUUUUCUAAGUCAAGUCUUCUCAUAGAGACAGAAAAAGACUACUAAUUUACCUCUCGUGUAGGAAAACAAAGCAAAACUGGAGUCAUUCUCUGUUUCAAAGAGUUAUGGUGGUUUCAGUGACCAUACGUCGUCGUUUUGUUCUUCUUCUACUUGCAUGCACUUGUUUGUUGUCUCGGAGACUCUGUUUUGGUGAGGACAGAAUCACUUUCUCAAGUCCUAUCAAAGACUCAGAGUCAGAGACCCUUCUAUGCAAAAGUGGUAUUUUCAGGUUUGGUUUCUUCACUCCUGUUAAUUCCACUACUCGGUUACGUUAUGUUGGGAUUUGGUACGAAAAGAUUCCAAUCCAAACUGUGGUUUGGGUUGCUAACAAAGACUCUCCCAUCAACGACACUUCCGGUGUUAUCUCGAUCUAUCAAGAUGGAAAUCUCGCGGUUACCGAUGGUCGAAAUCGCCUUGUAUGGUCGACGAAUGUCUCAGUACCAGUAGCUCCAAAUGCUACUUGGGUUCAGCUUAUGGAUUCUGGGAAUCUUAUGUUACAAGACAACAGAAACAAUGGUGAGAUUCUUUGGGAGAGUUUCAAGCAUCCUUAUGAUUCUUUCAUGCCAAGAAUGACUCUUGGCACCGACGGUAGAACUGGAGGUAACCUAAAGCUUACUUCUUGGACAAGCCACGAUGAUCCUUCAACAGGAAACUACACAGCUGGUAUUGCUCCUUUCACGUUUCCUGAGCUUCUUAUCUGGAAGAACAAUGUCCCAACGUGGCGUAGCGGACCGUGGAACGGUCAGGUUUUCAUCGGUUUACCGAAUAUGGAUUCACUUCUGUUUCUUGAUGGGUUUAAUCUUAACAGUGAUAAUCAAGGAACGAUCUCAAUGUCUUAUGCUAAUGAUUCGUUCAUGUAUCACUUUAACUUGGAUCCUGAAGGAAUUAUUUAUCAGAAAGAUUGGAGUACUUCUAUGAGAACUUGGAGGAUAGGUGUAAAGUUUCCAUACACAGACUGUGAUGCAUACGGUAGAUGUGGUCGAUUCGGGAGCUGCCAUGCCGGGGAAAACCCGCCUUGUAAAUGUGUUAAAGGGUUUGUUCCAAAGAAUAACACAGAGUGGAAUGGUGGUAAUUGGAGUAAUGGAUGUAUGAGAAAAGCUCCAUUGCAGUGUGAAAGACAGAGAAAUGUAAGUAAUGGUGGUGGUGGAGGAAAAGCAGAUGGUUUUUUGAAACUGCAGAAGAUGAAAGUACCAAUCUCUGCGGAACGGUCUGAAGCUAGUGAACAAGUUUGUCCUAAAGUAUGCUUAGAUAACUGUUCUUGCACAGCUUAUGCAUAUGAUAGAGGAAUUGGAUGCAUGCUUUGGAGUGGUGAUUUAGUUGAUAUGCAAUCAUUUUUGGGAAGUGGCAUUGAUCUUUUUAUUCGUGUUGCUCAUUCAGAACUCAAAACACAUAGCAAUCUAGCAGUUAUGAUCGCAGCACCUGUGAUAGGCGUUAUGUUAAUUGCUGCGGUCUGCGUUCUUUUAGCAUGCCGGAAAUACAAAAAGCGUCCAGCUCCAGCGAAAGAUAGAAGUGCAGAGCUAAUGUUUAAGAGAAUGGAAGCACUUACAAGUGAUAAUGAGUCUGCUUCUAACCAAAUCAAGCUCAAGGAGCUUCCACUCUUUGAGUUUCAAGUGUUAGCUACAUCAACUGAUAGCUUCUCUCUAAGAAACAAGCUCGGGCAAGGCGGGUUUGGUCCUGUUUACAAGGGAAAAUUACCUGAAGGACAAGAAAUUGCAGUGAAGAGGCUCUCACGGAAAUCAGGUCAAGGACUAGAGGAACUUAUGAACGAAGUGGUUGUGAUAUCUAAGUUGCAACAUCGGAAUCUAGUGAAGUUACUUGGAUGUUGUAUUGAAGGUGAAGAAAGAAUGUUAGUAUAUGAAUAUAUGCCAAAGAAAAGCUUGGAUGCAUAUCUUUUUGACCCAAUGAAGCAAAAGAUUCUUGAUUGGAAGACUCGGUUCAACAUAAUGGAAGGAAUUUGCAGAGGUCUUUUGUACCUUCACAGAGAUUCAAGACUAAAGAUCAUACACAGAGAUUUAAAAGCCAGCAACAUUUUGUUAGAUGAGAAUCUAAACCCCAAGAUAUCUGAUUUUGGACUUGCAAGAAUUUUCCGAGCGAAUGAAGAUGAAGCUAACACAAGAAGGGUUGUUGGAACAUACGGCUAUAUGUCACCGGAGUAUGCAAUGGAAGGUUUCUUUUCAGAAAAAUCAGAUGUUUUCAGCUUGGGGGUUAUAUUUCUCGAGAUCAUAAGUGGGAGAAGAAACUCUAGUUCUCACAAGGAAGAGAAUAAUCUCAACCUUUUGGCUUAUGUAAGUGUUACAAAGCAGUGUUUUUAGUAACUUAUGGUUAAUCAAGAUUCGAAACUUACCUUAAAGACUUGGUUUUUACAGGCUUGGAAGCUGUGGAACGACGGUGAGGCUGCUUCUCUAGCAGAUCCAGCCGUCUUUGAUAAGUGUUUCGAGAAAGAGAUAGAGAAAUGUGUUCAUAUUGGACUGUUAUGUGUGCAAGAAGUUGCAAACGAUAGACCAAAUGUUUCAAACGUGAUAUGGAUGCUAACUACCGAGAACAUGAGCCUCGCCGAUCCGAAGCAGCCAGCGUUUAUAGUAAGAAGAGGAGCUUCUGAGGCUGAAUCUUCUGACCAGAGUAGUCAAAAGGUAUCUAUCAAUGAUGUGAGCCUCACAGCUGUAACAGGACGUUAACCUCACCACCACGCCAAUCUCAGUCUGUUUAUAUACAUAAUAGUAUGUAAUAUACACGUUUUGAGAAACUCCUAUGUUUACAAAUUUUGUUAUCUGCGUCUGUGCAAUGGUUAGAUUACUGAAAUAAGAACAGAGAAGUUAUUUUCAGGUUUAUGAACUUUGUUGAAACUUGACCUAUUCUUACAUAUAAUCAGAUUUUUGGAAUUAACUAACCUGGAUGAAGAAACUGAACCUGAAGAAAACAGGACAAGAACAAAAAUCCGUUGUUCUUGAGAAAAAGCCACAGCACAUAGGUUUUGUCUUGAGAAGAAAGAAUUAAAACACAAUUAUUGGUUUUGUGUAUUGGUUGCUUUGCUAUAAGUAUAUGUAUAUUGGAACAAACUUGGAUAGGGG